This is a messenger RNA of Salvia splendens (bonfire salvia), 1148 nucleotides long. Its product is annotated as dof zinc finger protein DOF1.4. The transcript is spliced from 2 exons. Gene Ontology annotation, biological process: regulation of DNA-templated transcription. The coding region runs from base 406 to 963 and encodes 185 amino acids. The record is from RefSeq and is a predicted model, not a curated record. Gene Ontology annotation, molecular function: DNA binding; DNA-binding transcription factor activity. Lineage: Eukaryota; Viridiplantae; Streptophyta; Magnoliopsida; Lamiales; Lamiaceae.
AAGAGGAUUUAGUUUGGUUGGUUGGACUUGGCCCCCCCGAGUGAUGUCAGUAGAAUAGAAUCCUCUCUUCUCUUCAACAAAAAGCGAAUGAGAGAGAAGAAGAGAGAGACAAGACAAUAAAGCUGACACAGCCACCACUCCGCCACCCCUUUUGCCAGUACUGCGCCACCGGCCGCCAUCUCUGCAGUUGGGUGGAGCCUUGGUAGCUACACCACCUGCUAACAAUUUUCCAUCUCAGAGCUGAAGAACAAAAAAGGGGCAGUUGGCUCUCUUUGGGUUUGCCUUUUCUACAUUCAUCAUUCCUAUUUUCAACAAUUCUCCUCAUCCCGAUUGAAAUUGAAUAAUCAUCCUCACUGUCUCUCUCUCUCUCUCUCUUUACAGAACAUAAGAGAAGAGAAGAAGAAUAUGGAGGAGCAGCAGCGCAGAAAUGAUCUCCACCGCGUGAAGCCAGCGGAGAAUCAGCCUGCGCCGCCGCAGAAGUGCCCGCGGUGUGACUCCGCCAACACCAAGUUCUGCUACUACAACAACUACAGCCUUUCGCAGCCGCGCUACUUCUGCAAGGCCUGCCGGAGAUACUGGACCCACGGCGGAACCCUAAGAAACGUCCCCGUGGGCGGCGGCUGUCGCAAGGCCAAGCGCCUCAAACCCUCCCCUUCCUCCUCCUCCUCAUCCGAGAUGGCCAGGUCUCAGCCGCUUCCCCCCUCUCAACACCCAAUCAGGCCCUUCCCUCCGCAUCCGAUCUACAGCGACGGCGGUUCCUUUCUCUCUUCCUUGGCCGCCAUGCAAUCUUUAUCCACCGCCCAAUCUCAUGAUCACUACUUCCCACCGCGUCCUUCUUGGACUCAAACCUUCAUCAAUACACCUCCCUCCGCCACCGCUGCCCCCACCACCGAUAACCACGCCGCCUCUUCAUUCAACCCGGAUCAUUGGCAGGAUGCCUUUCAUCCAUCAUAUUCUCACUAAAUUUUACAAAUCUAUCUCCUUCUUUAUUAGCUUUCCUUUGGAUUAUUCCCAAAAAAAAUAGAUGGGUUCGGUGUUUUAUGUGUAUAAACAUUGUUGUAAUUAACCAUCUUAUAGUGAUUCAAUUUAAGUUGUGUUAGGUUUGCUUGUUCAACUUUUUCAUCAAAAGUAAAUCGGUUUUUAUGUUA